AUGGCCGCCGUAAUCAUACCAGGAACUUCGGAGGAGAAGGUUGAUACCAAAUUGGCUCCUGCUGGAAAUGGAUCGGGAAGUGUAUCUAUCAACGAAGCCGAGCUUGAAAGCCAGGAAGUCUUCAAGAGAACCGAGGAUGGCGUUGACUUCCGUAAUGUCAUACCGUCGGCCAUGUAUAGUUUAGGUGCUCUUGGUGGCGCUUUAUCAGUCGUAGGAUGGUCUAUCAUGAACACUUAUACGGCCGUCAUACAAGGCGAUUUCAAGACGCGACAUCCUGAAUGUCAUACUCUAGCAGACAUGGGUUAUAAAGUAGGUGGUGUUUGGCUCAAGGAACUUAUUGGGGCCUUAUACCUAAUCGCAUUUGUUCUCUGCGCUGGAACUGGGAUUAUCGGGUUAUCGGUAGCAUUCAACACGCUUUCGGAUCAUGCUGCUUGUACCGUUUGGUGGGGGUUCUUGUCGACCGUUAUCAUCACCAUUGCCGCCUCGAUCCGGACUCUACGCAAUAUCGGUUGGCUCACUUGGGUGGGCUUCCUCUCCAUCUUUCUCGCUGUAUUCAUCGUUGUCAUUGGCGUCACGACAGUUGAUCGACCAGCAGCAGCACCGCAAACAGGCCCAUUCGAUCUAGGGUAUCACGUUAUCGCAUACCCAACCUUCGCAGAAGGGAUGACCGCAACAACUACGAUCUUCGUUUCGAGUGCAGGUACUUCCGCCUUUCUGCCAGUCAUAUCCGAAAUGAGGAACCCGCGAGACUUUAAGAAAGCUCUAUACAUAUGUAUGGGCCUUGUGCUCUGCAUGUAUCUAUCAUUCUCUUUGGUCGUGUAUCGGUGGACUGGUCAAUGGGUUGCGAAUCCAUCCUUAGGGAGUGCCGGCGGAACCAUAAAGAAAGUCUCUUAUGGAAUUGGGUUGGUCGGGUUGUCUGUAAGCGGAUGCGUCUAUCAACAUGUAGCCGCCAAAUACCUGUUCGUCCGAAUCCUACGCAAUACUAGACAUCUUCAAUCGAACACCGCGAUCCACUGGGGAACAUGGCUCGGCUGCUCCAUUGGUCUCGGAGCCGUCGCCUUUAUCCUCGCCGAAUCUAUAGCGAUAUUCAACUACCUACUCUCCUUAGUAGGAUCGAUAUGUUUCGCCCCAAUGGCCAUCUCGGUCCCGGGAAUCCUGUGGCUAUUCGAUUUCUCGCAUUAUCGUACCGGGAGCCUUUGGCAGAAAUCACAAUAUUUCUUCCAUUGGUUCCUUGUUGUCUUGGGGUUAUUCAUCACUGUUGGCGGAACAUACUCAACAAUUCUUGCCAUUAAAGAUGCUUAUGCGACUGGUCUUAUAGGUUCGGCAUUUAGUUGUGCAGACAACUCUAAUAGUGGCCAUUAA
Molecule: messenger RNA, 1362 nt
Organism: Annulohypoxylon maeteangense
Lineage: Eukaryota; Fungi; Ascomycota; Sordariomycetes; Xylariales; Hypoxylaceae
Product: amino acid transporter
Exons: 5
Coding region: 1-1362 (453 amino acids)
Biological process (GO): amino acid transmembrane transport
Cellular component (GO): vacuolar membrane
Molecular function (GO): amino acid transmembrane transporter activity
Source: RefSeq, a predicted model, not a curated record